This is a messenger RNA of Pseudoliparis swirei, 1868 nucleotides long. RefSeq names its product zinc finger protein OZF-like. Gene Ontology annotation, biological process: regulation of transcription by RNA polymerase II; central nervous system development. Gene Ontology annotation, cellular component: nucleus. The record is from RefSeq and is a predicted model, not a curated record. NCBI's taxonomy places the organism in Eukaryota, Metazoa, Chordata, Actinopteri, Perciformes, Liparidae. Bases 96 to 1238 code for a protein of 380 amino acids. The transcript has 2 exons. Gene Ontology annotation, molecular function: RNA polymerase II cis-regulatory region sequence-specific DNA binding; DNA-binding transcription factor activity, RNA polymerase II-specific.
AACGACACAGAUGCUAUUCUCAGUUUUUUCGAUGUAUGCUAUUAUCCAUGAUAUGCUAUUUCAGUUGUAGUGCAGUCAUUUGAAAUUAACCAACAAUGUCUAGAGUUAAGAACAUGAGAAAGUUUGUCAACGAGCGACUGACUGCUGCUGCCGAAGAGAUAUUCGGAGUUUUUGAAAAAGCGAUUGUUGAGUACGAAGAAGAGGUCGACCGUCAGCGCAGACUGCUGGACAUCGUUUGGAAACCUGUAAUAAAGUUACACAGGACAGAGCAACAUGUCUCUCAGGAGGAGAAGAAGAAGGAAGAUGAGGAAGAGGAGGUUCUCUGUGAGCAGCAGCUCUGUAUUCAGCAGAGGAGUUCCAGUCUGGACCAAGAGGACCCAGAGCCUCCACAGGUUAAAGAGGAACAGGAGGAACUCUGCACCAGUCAGGAGGGAGAGCAGCUUGAGCUGAAGCAGGAGACUGAGACCUUCAUGUUGACUCCUACUCAUGAGGAAAGGGACCACAGUGAACCAGAACCAACAGUUGACCACCAGCUCCUCUCUUACUUCUCUCAUGUAGCUGAGAUUCCAGAUCAGAUAGGAAGCGAGCAUGAACACUUGGAAUCAACCAGAAAUGCAGAGCCAGAACCAAAGAAUAAACAUCAGCAAAGUACAAAUUGUUUAAACAACGUACAUGAACCGGAAACGUCAAUUGUCUAUAAUACUCACACGGGUAAAAAGACUGUCCAAUGUGUCUUGUGUAACAAAACGUUUCAGUACAAGUCACGUUUGAUGAAACAUAUGAUAGUACACACAGGUGAAAUCCCUGAUUCAAAUAGGUCUAUAAAUUGUGAAAUUUGUGGAAAAGCUUUUAUCAACCAGUCAUGCUUACUCAUGCACAUGAGAACUCACUUAGGUAGGAAAUCAUAUUCUUGCCAAACAUGCGGGAAAGGAUUCACUCAUAACUCUUCACUGAAAUCCCAUACAAUAAUUCAUACAGGUGAGAAACCAUAUUCUUGCCAAACGUGUGGGAAAGGAUUCACUCAGACAUCAGCAUUGAAAACUCAUAUAACACUCCACACAGGCGAGAAGCCAUUCUCUUGCCAAAUAUGUGGGAAAGGAUUCAGACUUCGUGGUAACUUGACGGUUCACUUCAGAAUCCACACGGGUGAAAAGCCAUUUACUUGCCUCUUAUGUGGGAAAAUGUUCAGACAUAGUAGUGACCGGUCACUACACAUGAGAAGACUCCACAAGCCGUAAUUUAGCUAAAUAUGCAAGAAAAUGUAUUUGUAUGUGUCUGAUUUGGAAAAACACAUAAGGGAUAUCGACAACAUUGACGCACAAGAGAGCCACAUAAUUGCAGCACCUUUGUAAUGCUGAUGAAAUAUUUGGAGUUUUUAAAGAAUAGAAAACUAUGACAAGGAAGAGAUCGCCGGUCAGCGCAGACUAUUGGAUAUUGUGAAAACUUGAACUAAUGACAAUGAUGACGUGGACUAUAUUGUAAAGUUUCCCCUUCAUGUGGCUGUUUUACUUGUGUUUCUGUUUGCAAUCAAUUAAUCUCCCAAAUUGAUGAAGAUGUUGGUUUCACAGGGACUGUAGUCGUGGCUAUCUGGUCUUACAGUCUGUGUUCCUCUCAUCGUACCGGAUAGUUCUUUGAAUCCUCGUCCACAUCUUUGCAUGAAGUUCAGAUUUAUAUUUGAGAAUGAAUGUCGUCACUUAAAAAAAAAAACGAAAUGUCCUAUGAUUAUGAAUGUUCCUCCUUUAUCCACUACCUCACUUUUGUCUAUUGACAUGUUUGGCAUUUCCCAAAAAUGACAUAAUGUAGAAUUACAUAAUUUUCCAGUUGAUUCCAAAGAUUAAAAUGCACUCAAUGAGUGGAACAAACCGUUA